Molecule: messenger RNA, 282 nt
Organism: Prunus armeniaca (apricot)
Lineage: Eukaryota; Viridiplantae; Streptophyta; Magnoliopsida; Rosales; Rosaceae
Source: the annotation of a GenBank genome assembly
AUGAAGAAAACUUCAUCAGAAGCAGAGAAGGCGUGGAAAAACUUGAAGCCAGAUGGGGAGGAAGACCUCCUCUGCCCCAAAACAGAGCACCACCCAAAGGAGCUGAUGAUGAAGCUGAACUUGAGCCCAUCUGAAGAUCACAGCAAGGCUGAGCCACGAUUGUUCAAACCAAAAGCCGGGAGUGUGUUCCCGGUGAAGAAGAGGCCUUCUUCAGCUUCUGCUUCAAACGCCAACAAGGUCAUCAUCAUCAACAGCCAAGUUUACCCAAGCCCACCACCAUAG